Phycodurus eques (leafy seadragon) is the source of this 1410-nucleotide messenger RNA. Its product is annotated as gastrula zinc finger protein XlCGF8.2DB-like. Gene Ontology annotation, molecular function: DNA-binding transcription factor activity, RNA polymerase II-specific; RNA polymerase II cis-regulatory region sequence-specific DNA binding. Gene Ontology annotation, biological process: regulation of transcription by RNA polymerase II. The transcript is spliced from 2 exons. The coding region runs from base 256 to 1287 and encodes 343 amino acids. The record is from RefSeq and is a predicted model, not a curated record. Lineage: Eukaryota; Metazoa; Chordata; Actinopteri; Syngnathiformes; Syngnathidae.
CCCCCCGCGAUCUUGAAAUAUUGUUUUUUUCUCCACCCGAACGAGUAUUGUAACGUAGUGAAACCUCAACUCAUCUCCACUUUGAUGGGUUAAAACCCCCUCCGUUACAUUUGAGUUUCUAGCUUUCCGAGCUUCUCGAGCUAGCUUAGCUUAGCUUCCUACCCGCGAACAAAGAGACGCCUUUGCUAGUUUCGCCGCAUAUCAGUCAGCGGAGAUCAAGCGUGAGUGUAAAUCUGCCGUGGCCGUCGUGCGACAAUGUGUGCAAAACGUGUGAAAGGAGAAGAGUGCGAGGAUGAACUUUGUGCACCAAAAGAGGAGAACGAGCGACAACUUGAACUGCUGGACGCGGUUUGCAAGCAGCCUCGAGUUGUCUUACAAAAAGCAGAAGUUAGUGAGGGAGAUCUUCCUGAGCAGCAGGAGCCCGAGUGCCACCGCCACAUUAAAGAGGAGGAGGAGAAGGAGCCAGAUCCUCCUCAUAUUAAAGAAGAAGAGCAGUUGGAUGAAAUCGCUGAGUUUCCAUUGACUGGUGUCGUUCUGAAGAGUGAAGAUGAUUACGAAGAAGAAGGUGACAGUGGAUCACAAGCAGACGGCCUCUUAGCUCCACUAUCCGACGGUGACGACAUAACGUCUCACUCUUCUGAUGAUGAUGAUGAUGAAGAAAAGCACUUUAAAGGAGAUGUAACAUGGCAACCUGACAACAAAUGUUCUCACGGUGACAAAACGUUUUACAACUCAUCGCUGAAAGCAAAUGAGAGCACACUCACUGGCGAAAAACCUUUCGCUUGUUCGGUUUGUGGUAAAACGUUCAACAGAAAGACAACUUUGGCAACGCACACAAGGACACACACAGGAGAAAAACCUUUUGCCUGCUCAGUUUGUGGUAAAAGAUUCUCUGACAAGACAAAUUUAACAACGCACACAAGGACACACACUGGGGAGAAACGUUUUGCCUGCACAAUUUGUGGUCAAAGAUUCUCUUCAAAGACUAAUUUAACAGGACACACUAGAACGCACACCGGAGAAAAACCUUUUGCCUGCUCAGUUUGUGGUCAACGGUUUACUCAGAAGGGAGAUUUAAAAAUACACCACAGAACACAUACUGGGGAAAAACCUUUUGCCUGCUCGGUUUGCGGUAAACAGUUUGCUAAAAAGACAAAUUUAACAACGCACACAAUGAUACACACUGGUGAGAAACCAUUCAGUUGCAGUGUGUGUAAUAAAGGUUUCCAUAUCAAUUAUGAGCUUAAGAGACACAAGUGCGCCGGUGAGAAGAGAAGCUGUCGAUGAAGCUGCGGAAUAAACAGAAGAAAACUGAGGCUGUGUUGAUCGUUAUUGACUCAUUCCCAAAUCCGCAAUCACUGUACAGCAGAACCUUGGUUAACAAAUACCUGGUUUACGAACAAUUUGGUG